CGUUCACGUACUGUCACGUCUCAACGCCGCUGAAGAAGAGGUCGCUGCACAUGUGACGCUCACACUGAAGAUAUUGUGUCAUGUGGAAUCAAGCUUGCAGUCCGUCCUCUGCGAGGAAAUCCGGCCACAAAGCAGGGAAAUCAAAGAAAGCAGCUCUUCAGAUUUUGCCCUGCACAGUGUCUCAGCUUCUGUCUGCUUCUCCAGUCAGCAGUGAUGCCUUUGCGAUCUGCGACUGGGAACUCAACCAGGUGUCUGUUGUGGGUGUCAUCAGAGGGCUGUCUCCCUUCGUGACCAACGUCCAGUACGCCGUGGACGACAUGACGGGUCCACGUUUAAACGUGAAGCAGUGGGUCAGUGCAGAGGACGGCGCAGUGAUGACGUUCGCUUCUCUUGGAACAUAUGUGAAGGUCAUAGGAAAUCUACGCAAUUUCAGUGGUCAAAGGUCAUUGCUGGCAGUGAAUAUCCGUUGCAUCGACGACCCGAAUGAAAUCACGUCCCACAUGUUGGAAGUGGUACAAGCCCAUAUGGAGCUUUUCGGAACGAAUUCAAGGGUGUGA
Molecule: messenger RNA, 557 nt
Organism: Seriola dumerili (greater amberjack)
Lineage: Eukaryota; Metazoa; Chordata; Actinopteri; Carangiformes; Carangidae
Product: replication protein A 32 kDa subunit-like
Exons: 7
Coding region: 81-557 (158 amino acids)
Biological process (GO): double-strand break repair via homologous recombination; nucleotide-excision repair; DNA replication
Cellular component (GO): site of double-strand break; DNA replication factor A complex; chromosome, telomeric region
Source: RefSeq, a predicted model, not a curated record